CACUUCUUUUUCUGGGGGAGAGCCAUGUGUAGACGUGUCUAUACGUUUCGAUAUAAUCCUGGAUUCAGACCAGAGUAGGUCUUGACGCACUGGAACUGAACCCUGACUGUCAGCCAUUCAGAAAGUACCUACUUUGCCUGCAGUGUACUGCAGUGUGUGUACAGUGGUUGUGUUCCAUUUAACUCGCAGUCUGUUUUGGAGCGCUGUCGGGAGCAGCUGGAGCCGAACAAUUACACACAGAUAACUAUGCCACCUCGUCUGUACACAAUGUGUCUGGAGAUGCUGAUUCCACUUAUAGAAAAAAUCGGGGAAAAUUACGACUGGGAACAAGGCACAGGGCCGAUCGACAACUUGGCGGGGGUUCUAACCGACGACCUGCUACUGGAAGCAUACCACAGAGCUUCCAGAGGUGGGGCAGUUGUGGCCUGGACAGACGCCUGGAAGCUGCUUCUCACUCCGAAGUCACAAAGCGUAGUUCUGAGUUGGGAUCACAAGUUGUUGCAGUUUGUUUUGUCCAGAUGCCAGAACAUAAAGACGGUGCUGGUGUCGAGAUGCAAGAGCUUCGCACCCCAGUCUCUUUCCUGGUUGCCUGCGACAGUCACCUGUCUCGAUUUUGACGGAGAACUCUUCUACAGAGGGCUUUUGGGCGCUGCCCUCAACUUCCGGUUCACUAUCGGGCUGAGGGGUUGGCUACCAGAAGCAGCAGCUAUUUUAAACGACCUCCACAUUGCGCGCCAGAAGCAGUUCGUGUCUUCAGCCGGUCUCUCAGAGCUGCAUUUGGGGGCCGUGCAGGUCAAUGCGGCAGACCUAUGUACGAUCCUACAGAGCAUCCCGACGCUGCGUUUACUACGUCACUACCAGCUCGUCACAGCGCUGAACCUGCUGCAUGGCGAGCAAUGGCGAAGCAAUGAGCAUCUGCCCAAAUAUCGACUUCGAAACCUCGAUAUGGACUUCUCGCACGUGGUGCGAUGCCGAAUGUCGCCGGAAGCUGUGCUGCCCCCAGACGUCUUGCAACUAGCUGUGCUCUUGUGUCCUGAUGCCUGCCUUAUUCGCGUACGCUACGACUGCUCCACUCCACACGACGUGCUGUCGCCACUCGCCACGAUGCUUCGCUCAUUGCGGGAACUGAGCGUUGUAUGCGUCACCAGUGGCGAGCGGAGCCACCUGGAUUUUGGAGACCUGACUCCUAUCCUGGAGAAACACGGCUCAGAAACGCUGAGAUCCCUCGAAUUAAAGGUUAUCGAAGAAUUGGAUGUCCACGUGAUCGUAACCACGUGCCCGAAACUGGAACGCCUCGUUUUGAGUGGCUGCGGCAACGUCACGCCAUCCACGUGUCCCAACUACAACUGCAAGGCCCUCAAGCUCAAGAGACUUCGACUGUUGUUCUUCGCGGACGGAGACGACUUCAGCUGGGACCAUGCAGUCCCACAGUGCUUCUGGCGAGCAACGCUGAGGGCAGAACACGGCAGUCGCUUAGAAGGAAUAUUUUUAGAGUCACCACGGAUCACUCCCAACACAGCGGAUGCUGUUUUCUCGAAGCGUUUCCCGGAACUGCAGGUCCUGAGUCUGUGUCGCUAUCCUGAGGUCACGGUGGAUAUCGUGGCGACCGCGUGUGGCCUGGACAAACCCUCACCGCGUUCUACCCGAUACAUACGUUUGAAUGAGUGCGAGAGAAUCGGACCACGGGAGGAACGUCGUCUGAGAGAGAUGCUGAACGGGGUCCAUCUCGUCGUUAACUAAGCGACGGCCAGGAAAUAGGUACAUGCACCAAGACAGUUGUCGCAACUGUACCACCUCCGGGCCAUGGUUCGUAUUUUACAAGAACAAAAACCCAUGUUGUAUUUAAAAUUACGCGUACGUCAUAUAUUUGUUGACUUUUUUAUAAAAAAAAAUGGCUUGUUUCAAUCUGAAGUUCACAUCGGCGCUUUAUGGAGCGAUAGUCCUCUAAAUUCAGUUGAACUCUUAAAUACCAACAAAGCAAGUUAUGCUUGGGGAUGAAAUUGACUAGAACCUGAGUAGCUUACACCGAAAAACAGACACUGGACACCAAGAACCCUCACAACGAGACUUCUCUAUGAGGAAGGCGCUGUGAAGACACACAAGCUUUCAGUCAGCAAUAGUUGACACUGCUUCUACAGGGCAGGAUUAUUUAUUUAUUUAUUUAUUGCUUAUUGAAACUUACGUAUCAAAAUGACUUGCAUAAACAACAUAAAUAUUCAACUGACGCAUAUUAAUGGGUAAUGGAAAGUUUCCUUCGCCUAAAAAUUUAAAAACCAACAAAGUUUCUGAAACUGAUUCUGGUUCCGUCAUUACGUUCAACUAUGUAAAUAACCUAGUCCGUGAAUCCACUGGAAAAAUAUAAUAUUAAACCGUACAUACCAAAACGUAGAGGGUUUAUUAAACUUUCAGGCGAAUAAAAAUGCCAAAUAAUAGGCAUCAAUUAGACUAAAAACCUUCAGACUUAAAAAAAUAUGGAAUAUUUUUGCAGUGUACUUUUUUAUCAACCUGUGAAGACAAGAAGGCGACCGCCAAACAUAUUCUAGUGCAAUGUCAGAUACUGCUGAGUCACGCAAGGAACUUGCCUGCAGUACCAUAAAGCAGCAUUACGGACUGUUGUACAAGGUCUAGUUCGCUGGAGCGUAGCAGCAGUUCUUGACAUGGGUGUUGGUGUCUCGACUCUCACUUUCAAGUGCAGGAGCGUUGACCUAAUAUCGCGGUUUCCAAGAAAACGACGCGCGUGAAGGGCGGUUACUUGACAAUGCCUUUUCAUACAUGAUUGAUUCCAACGACACUGAAGAAGUGUUUACUGCCUCCAUCACCAGGGCGAUCGCUCUCUGCAACGUCGGUAAACUUCUACCAGACAACACGGCGCAACAACCCGCAAGACAGCCAUCUUCAUAAUCGCCGCCUUGAGAACCUAAAAUUUUAUUUAACGAUUUAACGACACUGCCUCAACCGCACUGAUUAUAUAGCGUCUGUUGUGCUGGAUGAUCAAGAACAGAUGAUGGCCUGCAAGGAAGUGGCCGUAGACUAUUACGAAGUCCCGGAAAACUUUUGUCAACACAGCCGAUGUCUCAGUCGAGAUUCGACGUGGGUGUAUCCGGAAUUUUAGCAUUAACACGACACAACCUUUUCGAUAUGACCAGCCGAUCCCCCCACCAAGUAAUCCAACUGAAUGCUCAAUAUACUGAAUAAAAUAGAUACGUCUAAACCGAAAAGGAUUGAUUAAAACUUGUGAAAAAUUCACACGGCGGAACUGGCUGUUUUUUCGUCAUAAAUAAUCAACACAGCGAUAUUUUUUUUUCAGAGGCGCCGAAAUGGCGUGAGAGCUGCAAGAGCCCUAUUUGUACAAAAGUGACCCUUUUAAGGACAAAGCUGCAAUUGAAUUUCCGCGAAAAUGCUGUACAAACAACAGUGUAAAAAGCAAUUAUAAAUUCAAAUGAAGAAGUCGGAAAAUUAUGUAGGCGUACAGCUGAUUCAGUCAGCCCACUGCGGUUUCUGUAACUACGCCAGGUGCAUCUGACUUUCACUUCCACCGUAUUACAUUCAUAAUUAGAAUGGAGAUCUAAUUUUAUACGAUACAUGAACAGUGAUAAGGAAAGCUAAAUAAACCAUCAUCUCUGCUUCUAUUACAUUAAAACGUACUAGUAAUCUGCAUAAAAUUGCAGGCCUAAUAUAAUUCCGUAUCACUAUGCUUCUUUGUUGUAACUCCACAGUGAAU
Zootermopsis nevadensis is the source of this 3721-nucleotide messenger RNA. RefSeq lists its product as uncharacterized. Lineage: Eukaryota; Metazoa; Arthropoda; Insecta; Blattodea; Termopsidae. The record is from RefSeq and is a predicted model, not a curated record.